Xenopus laevis (African clawed frog) is the source of this 1158-nucleotide messenger RNA. It is a transcript of the gene bola3.S, whose product is annotated as bolA family member 3 S homeolog. NCBI's taxonomy places the organism in Eukaryota, Metazoa, Chordata, Amphibia, Anura, Pipidae. Gene Ontology annotation, cellular component: mitochondrion; mitochondrial matrix. Bases 458 to 889 code for a protein of 143 amino acids. The record is from RefSeq and is a predicted model, not a curated record. The transcript has 4 exons.
CCACAGGGAAAGGUGGCAACCCUACUUCCGCCCCCCCAUAAAGAAAUAGGGAAUGACCAUGAAAUAGGCUAAAUGGUUAGAAGCAAGAGGCCCACUGACAUCCGAUGGGCCAGUCCGACACAGGGGAGGUUCUAGGGACGUUUGUGGCUAAACACAACAUUAUGAGGUGAAUCAGUCAGUAAUUGAUCCUAAAGGCGCCUUCGCGGGUAUCACGUCUAACUGGACUCAAUUUUAUUUUCCCGCUCUGUCUCCACAACAGCACCGCCCCCCCUGUAUCACGUGCAAGCCCUGACGUAGCGAAUCAGCGCUGACCUUUCUGUCAGCCCAUUAAGGACUAUUAAUAAUCGUUUUAGGCAACACUUAGUAUAUAUUGUAUGCGAAGUAGCCGCGGCUGUGGUUAAAUCUGGAACUUUUAUAACGCUACUCCCUCACAGAACAGCUGACGCCCUUAACUAAGAUGGCAGCGGGGACGGGUGGCGUUAUGACGUCAUAUAUAUGCGACUCUGAGGUCUCAUGGACAGUGCCGCUGCUGCGUGUUGACAUUGAAAUCCCACUUAAGGGAUCUACACUUGCCAUGUACGCAGCUAGGAAUGUGCUGGCCACAAGCAGGACAUGUAUCCGCGGCAUCACAAGCAGAUCCUUUGCUUCCAGGACAGAGGGAGAGGACAGGAUAACUCAGGCGCUAAAAGUCAAGUUUCCCAAGGCCUUGAAUGUUAGAGUAGUUGAUAUUUCAGGUGGCUGUGGAGCAAUGUAUGAAAUCCAUAUAGAAUCUGAAGAAUUUAAAGACAAACGUACAGUACAGCAGCAUAAGAUGGUGAAUGAGGCACUGCAAGAGGAGAUUAAAGCCAUGCAUGGACUGAGAAUAUUUACCACCGCUCCCAAACCCUAACGAGGACCUCAAAAGGAGAGUAGCCAAACAUGUAUCAGAAUCACAGUUACCAUGAAGUCUGUACUGCUGGAAACUAGAACACAUUCAAUGCUUCCACCUAAUAAGUGAUGCUGCACCACAGGGGAAAGAGUCAAUUAUUUAUAUAUAUUUGCUCUGUUAAAUGUUUAUCUGAAAUGUAUUUAAAAAAAAUAUAACCCAGGCUCCAAAAAAUGCUACUUGUUUUUCUUAAGAUGCACACAAUAAACUGCACACCUUGGCUUUAGAAAUCA